UUGCUUAAAUCGUUGUACAAUUAAUUAAUUAGACGGAGUAGUAGAUAGUAUUGAGGUGAUGAAGAUGGUAAAAGAGGAAAAUAAAAGGCAUAUUCCAAUUCCAAGUCCAACCGCCUGAAUAAUACAAAGUUUAAACCGAAAAAACACUUGACCAUCCAUCCAUUCACGAAUCACCGGUUGUAUCUGUUUCUGUUUCCAGAGUGAGAUGAUCCGCUCUGUUUGUCUCUCUAAUUUUCCCGUUUAUUGAAUCAUCGUCAUCAACCGGAACCCGAUGAUGCAACUGCCUGUCUACUUCACUCCGGUCAGAUCAAAUUCUUAAUUUUAUUCCGCCAAAUUUGGGAUCACAUGCAUCCUUUCUGCUGCGUUUCUCCAAUCUCUAAUCGCGACCAACCCUCUGCCUUCCCUCCAAUGCCGUCCCACUCUCUCUCCUCCGCCGACGCCCCCCAUAUUAACGGCUGCGAUGAUGCGGUGAUCAGGAGGAGAGAGAACACCACCGCCGCCGCCGCCGCCGCCACCACCACCUCCGCCACCGCCAUCGGCAACGCUACUAAUCAAAUUCACAAUAACAACAGCAGUAUUCUAAAUCACCAGCAACUGUCGACGGUGGAUCAGAGAGAAGUGAAGAUAAACGAUAUAGUCGGAAAUGGAAUAUGUGGGAUAUUGUAUAAAUGGGUCAAUUAUGGAAAAGGAUGGAGACCCAGGUGGUUUGUGCUACAAGAUGGUGUUCUUUCUUAUUAUAAAAUUCAUGGACCUCAUAAAAUUACCCUUACUUUGGAGUCUGAGAAGGGUUUCAAGGUCAUCGGCGAUGAGUCUAUGCGCAGAAUUCGCCGUUCCGGUAACAAUCCUUCCUCCAACCCGCUCCGCCGUAAGCCCUUCGGUGAGGUUCACCUCAAGGUUUCAUCAAUCCGCGAAAGCAGAUCAGAUGACAAGAGAUUUUCCAUUUAUACUGGUACAAAGAGACUGCAUUUAAGAGCUGAAACUCGUGAGGAUCGAAUGACUUGGGUGGAUGCCCUGCAAGCUGUCAAGGAUAUGUUUCCUCGGAUGUCCAAUAGUGAGCUGAUGGCCCCCAUUGACAAUGUUGCCCUUUCCACUGAAAAGCUGAGGCAAAGGCUCCAACAAGAGGGUGUCAGUGAAGCAGUCAUACAGGACAGUGAGCAAAUUAUGAGGGCUGAGUUUGCAGGGAUGCAGAAUCAACUUGUAUUGCUCAAGCAGAAGCAGUGGAUGCUUAUUGAUACGUUGCGUCAUUUAGAGACUGAAAAGGUGGACUUGGAGAACACAGUUGUUGACGAGAGUCAGAAGCAGUCAAAAGAGCAAGGGGCGACCUCCAGAACAAAACAAGAUAAAUCUAGUGAAGCAACUCCAAGUGAUUCUGAUGAUGAUAAUGAUAGGGCUGAUGCUGCAGAGGAAGACACAGAUGAAGAUGAAAACGCCUUUUUUGACACAAGGGACUUUUUAUCAUCAAGUUCUUUCAAAAGCAGUGCAUCUGAUUUGAGAAUAUCAUCUUUUUCCUCGGAUGAUGAUGAUUUUCAUGCUGCUGAAUCUGAGGAGGAUGUUGAUCCUUCUAUCAAAGAUGCAGUAGCUAACUUUCCUUAUGUCAAACGACGUAAGAAAUUUCCUGAUCCUAAGGAGAAAGAGAAAGGAGUUAGUCUUUGGUCUAUGAUAAAAGAUAAUAUUGGAAAAGACCUUACAAAAGUUUGUCUUCCUGUUUAUUUUAAUGAACCAAUCUCUUCUCUUCAAAAAUGCUUCGAAGAAUUGGAGUAUUCGUAUCUCCUUGACAGGGCAAACGCAUGGGGAAAGCAGGGAAAUAGCCUUAUGAGAAUCCUCAAUGUAGCUGCGUUUGCUGUUUCUGGAUAUGCUUCUACCGAGGGACGAAUCUGUAAGCCAUUUAAUCCAUUGUUGGGAGAAACUUAUGAAGCUGAUUUUCCUGAUAAAGGACUCCGAUUUUUCUCAGAAAAGGUAAGUCAUCAUCCUAUGAUAGUUGCCUGUCAUUGUGAUGGAACUGGAUGGAGAUUAUGGGGUGACAGCAAUUUGAAAAGUAAAUUUUGGGGCCGCUCUAUACAACUUGAUCCUGUUGGAAUUCUGACCUUAGAGUUUGAUGAUGGAGAAGUUUUUCAAUGGAGUAAGGUAACCACAUCCAUAUACAACCUUAUAUUAGGAAAGCUAUAUUGCGAACACUACGGUACGAUGCGUAUACAGGGAAAUCGGGAGUAUUCCUGCAAGUUGAAGUUCAAGGAGCAGUCUAUUAUUGACCGAACUCCUCGACAGGUACAAGGUAUAGUGCAAGACAGAAAUGGGAAAACAGUUGCUACAUUGUUUGGGAAGUGGGAUGAAAGCAUGCAUUAUGUAAAUGGUGACUGCUUAGGUAAAGGAAAGGGAGAUGCUGUCUCAGAAGCCCGGUUAUUGUGGAGGCGAAGCAAGCCUCCCAGAUACCCAACCAGAUAUAAUCUAACUCGCUUUGCGAUGACAUUGAAUGAGCUUACUCCUGGAUUGAAGGAGAAGCUGCCCCCUACUGAUUCUAGGCUAAGGCCCGACCAGAGGUACCUGGAAAACGGGGAGUAUGAGAAGGCAAAUGCAGAGAAGUUGCGGCUAGAGCAAAGGCAGCGGCAGGCUCGAAAAAUGCAAGAAAGGGGCUGGAAGCCACGGUGGUUUGCCAAGGAUAAAGAAACUGACACAUAUCAAUUAGUCGGAGGGUAUUGGGAGGCCAGGGAACAGGGCAACUGGGAAUCAUGUCCUGAUAUUUUUGGCCAAAUUUCUCCUGAGUUAUUGGACUGAUUACACGCAUCUGAAGUCACCUAUUUGGUUAGCCCAAAAGGCCAAAAAAAACACACAUUUUUCAUGCGUCUAUAAUUCUUUUACCAUCAUAUAUGGGUAGGCUAGUGAUGCAUUGAUAGAAUUGAGUCGUUUAUAUAUGUGAAUUACAUAUUGUAAAGUAUACUAGAUGAUAGGUAAAUCAUAAAAGAAUCUCUAUUUUUCAAUUCUUUUUGCCAUGGCAUAUAGGCUCCUGAUCCCAUGCUUAUUCUGAGCUUUUAAGCAAGUGUGUAGAAAUCGCUCGUGAUAUACAGAGAAACAUAUAGGCUCCUGAUCCCAUGCUUAUUCUGAGCUUUUAAGCAAGUGUGUAGAAAUCGCUCGUGAUAUACAGAGAAACUAGUAUCAUAGGCAUGUCCAAACAUGAUAUUUGUGGCAAAGUGUUUUAUUUGUAUCUCAUUGGCAAAGCUAAAGUGAGCACUUAAUGUUAAGCAUAUGAAAUUUUUUACAGAAGGUAAUGGGAUAUCUGGAUUCCAAACA
Chenopodium quinoa (quinoa) is the source of this 3285-nucleotide messenger RNA. Its product is annotated as oxysterol-binding protein-related protein 1C-like. Gene Ontology annotation, molecular function: sterol binding. Gene Ontology annotation, cellular component: cytosol; intracellular membrane-bounded organelle; membrane. NCBI's taxonomy places the organism in Eukaryota, Viridiplantae, Streptophyta, Magnoliopsida, Caryophyllales, Amaranthaceae. Bases 346 to 2772 code for a protein of 808 amino acids. The record is from RefSeq and is a predicted model, not a curated record. The transcript has 10 exons.